AUGGCCCUAGAAACGGUGGUCUAUCAACAAGAUAUGCUUGGAUACAAUAUCAAAGACUUGUGCAACUAUUUUGGCGGUGGCAAUAUUUGGGGCUGUGAUUUUGAUUUUGCAGAGACAUUUGAGAGCAGUUCUUUUGACUUUCGUCAAGAGAAUACAGAUGAAAAGUCUCCACUUUCUCUAACCGUUCCACCAUCCGAGAAUUGGGCUCCAAAUGCAGCAUCCGAGCUGGAAAGUUGUGUUCACAAAAUCCCUGAUGAUCAGAACCUGCAGCUCGAUUCCUCCAGCACCAUGUCAAGUUCUAGACCAAGAAGACGGCGGUCAAGGCCUAAAAAGAACCAGGAAGAGAUUGAAAACCAAAGAAUGGCUCACAUUGCAGUUGAAAGAAAUCGCAGGAAACAAAUGAAUGAGUAUCUUUCCUUGCUCCGCGGCCUAAUGCCUGAGGGCUAUGUUCAAAAGGGUGAUCAAGCAUCAAUAGUUGGCGGGGCGAUUAAUUAUGUUAAAGAGCUUGAGCAACAGUUGCAGUUUCUUGAUGGUCAAAGUCAUAUGAAUCGGAGCUAUGAUUGUGGACCAUCUUCAUUGAUAUCAUCAUCAUCUUCUCCAUUUUCUGAGUUCUUCACCUAUCCACAGUACUCAGCUACUAUGACUAGCUCUGAAAAUGCCUUUACCAUAACAAAUCUGAUGAGCGAUCCCUCUUCAACUCGAGGAAACCGUUUAGCAGCGGCUGAUAUUGAAGUCACAAUGGUUGAAAAUCAUGCCAACCUCAAAGUAAGAUCAAGAAAGAGGCCCAAACUGCUGAUGAAAAUGGUUUCUGGGCUACAAAGCCUCAGACUUACCAUCCUCCAUCUCAAUGUCACAACUGCUGAUCAAAUUGUCCUUUAUUCUAUCAGUCUGAAGGUAGAAGACGACUGCAGAUUGACUACUGUGGAUGAAAUUGCCGCUGCCGUGAACAAGAUGUUAAGAAGAAUCCUGGAAGAGGCUGCCGUCUUUACCGGAUAA
Molecule: messenger RNA, 996 nt
Organism: Coffea eugenioides
Lineage: Eukaryota; Viridiplantae; Streptophyta; Magnoliopsida; Gentianales; Rubiaceae
Product: transcription factor bHLH94-like
Exons: 3
Coding region: 1-996 (331 amino acids)
Biological process (GO): regulation of transcription by RNA polymerase II
Molecular function (GO): DNA-binding transcription factor activity, RNA polymerase II-specific; protein dimerization activity; RNA polymerase II cis-regulatory region sequence-specific DNA binding
Source: RefSeq, a predicted model, not a curated record